UUUACGGAAGUAGUUGGUGGUUUGAGGGCGCACGGCACAGGCAGCCCGAAGACCUCCCUUGAUAUGCUAAUAUGCAGACAGAAGACCAUGUUUCAUGUCUAAAAACUGAUUUGGUAAAAUCUUGUGGGACAUUUCAUAUUCUUGUUGGCGUAACGGGAAGCGUUGCAGCCUUGAAACUGCCUCUUUUGGUCUCCCAGCUUCUUCAGCUCUCUGGGGUCGAUGUAAGAGUGAUCACUACGGAGCAUGCCAAGCACUUCUACAAUCCUGCAGAGGUUUCAGUAAAAAUCUACAGUGACAAAGAUGAGUGGGAGAUGUGGACGCAGAGAUCUGACCCUGUGCUACACAUUGAGCUAAGGCGCUGGGCAGACCUACUUGUCAUUGCCCCCCUAGAUGCCAACACUCUUGGAAAGGUUGCUAAUGGCAUUUGUGACAAUCUGUUGACGUGUGUGGUAAGAGCCUGGGAUACCAGUCGACCUCUCCUCUUCUGCCCUGCAAUGAAUACGGCUAUGUGGCAACAUCCCAUUACAGCCCGGCAGGUAUCCAGUUUGAAGGAGUUUGGUUAUGUGGAAAUCCCCUGCAUUGCUAAGAAGCUAGUGUGUGGAGAUGAAGGUAAAGGCGCCAGUUGAGAUGGUUUGAGCCUACUAGGAUGCCUGUGGAGGUAUUCCAGGCAUAUUCCACUGGGAGGAGACCAUGGUGGCAGACUCAGAACAGAAGAUUGGGAUGAUUAUAUAUCCCCUCUGAGUUAAAAAUGCCUCUGGAUCCCCCAGAGAAGGACAGGAAGAAGAAGUUGUGAGGUAGAAGGAUGCCUUUUGGGAAGUAAACCGUGCACAACAGCUGACCCUACUGAGCUAUAUCUUUACUAACAGAACUAAAGGAAAGGCCUCUGACUGAUAAGAAGAAGCAGUGGGGCAUGACCAUCACUAUUUCACACAGCACAUGGGAACCGCAAAGUAUUGUAAUAAAGACUUAAUCUCCUCAACUGCAGAGAAACGAGCAAAAUCAAGGCUUACUCUCUAUUCUGUAAUAACAAAGAGCACUUCCUAGGUACAUGUCCUCAGUUUCAGAACAAACAUCACUACCGAGCAGGAGACUGCAUGAAUCAUAGGAAACAGCAAAUGUGUGGGAGGGCAUAUGAACCUGUUCAGUAUGCUCUGUAAACAGAAAGCCAGAUACACACCACUGGUAUGUCAUCUGGGACAUGGGCUAGUGUAAAUGUGAUCAGUACUGUGUUCACACCAUAAUAAUCAGACUAUAGCACACCAUUCAUACACUGUACCCACCUUACAGAUAUAGUACGAGCAGUUCUCUGUAGUAAUUUCUGGCAGUAUACUGUAGAGUCUAUUUGUUUAAUUGCACUUGUUAGUGUUGUAUGUGGACUGUUUUGUAUUUGAGUAUUUGGCACACCUAUUGGUCUGGCAUACAUUCAGCUUAACAUGACUAAACAUAAGUCCAAUCUUUAGAUGUUGUCAUAGCAAUGCUGCACCUCUCUAACCCUCUUAUUUUAUGAUUGGAAAAAAACCACUUAACAUUUUAGUCAGUUUAUUAUAUUGUGCAUUUGAUUAGAACAUGAUAAAAUUUCAUGAGCAACUUUUCAUUUCAACCCAAUACAAACAUAUAUUGCAAGGGGAGUAUCGGCCAUAAGAGAGUUGAGUAUGAUUCCAAGAUUUACUGUAAUUUAGGCAAAAACCGAGGCUGGUUCAUGAACACAGACACUGAAGUAGAGUCCAACAAACAUCUUUUUAAAUGCCCUGGGGAAUCUCCACCUAUUGCAGGACUUAUUCCCCAGGGCAUCCCCUUUUUCAUGUAAUUAGGGAACUUUCCACCAUUAUUUCCAGGUUCUUUCCUUUGAGUUAAUCAUUUAUUCCAACUAAUCUGAUUUGGCAUCUAUCUAAUUGUGUUAUUUUCACACACAUUGAUGUCAGUCCAGGGUCUCCAUGGAUAAUUCGGGUGAUUUGUUUUGUUUCACCCGUUCCAUGACCCUGGUAGUGACGUGAAAAUUAUGGAGUCUUCCUUGUGCCUUCCAAGACCUAGGUUUUUCUUAAACCAUGAUCUAAUUUACCAUACAUGUACAUGUCAUUAAUUAACCAAUUACCUUGUGCCACUACAUACCUACAUCAUGAAUUACAUCCAUUUGUGUGCUACCCACACCAGUGACCACAUAACACACUUAGUGCACACAUCUUAAAUGCUAGUCAUACAUCUUGGCUUGCUUAAUACAAUAUUAGGUCUAAAUCUAAAAAAAUACCGCAACCUCACCACAGCAUACUCGUUAAGCAGAAAGUGUCCUAAUUAAGCCGUCUCGACCAUUAGUUAGCAAGGACAGUGCUCUAUAUACCAAAAGUGCAGCUACAGAGGCAGACUGUGUGAUAAAACAUGACGAGUUACACUUGCCCAUGUCUGGGUAACCGUACUUCAAUGUAUAAAUAGCCAGUAUGAGAGCACCUCAGCACUCACACAGUCUGAUAGUCGGAUGAUUGUGUUUCACACUUGCAAGUGAAUAAAACACAGAGAGAUACUCUUCUCUUUGUGAGUCUUUAUUAUGGGAAUUUCCACCACGCCUUCAAUGGAACUAAAUGUUU
Seriola aureovittata is the source of this 2579-nucleotide messenger RNA. RefSeq names its product phosphopantothenoylcysteine decarboxylase (gene ppcdc). NCBI's taxonomy places the organism in Eukaryota, Metazoa, Chordata, Actinopteri, Carangiformes, Carangidae. Bases 72 to 626 code for a protein of 184 amino acids. The transcript is spliced from 5 exons. The record is from RefSeq and is a predicted model, not a curated record. Gene Ontology annotation, molecular function: phosphopantothenoylcysteine decarboxylase activity; FMN binding. Gene Ontology annotation, biological process: coenzyme A biosynthetic process. Gene Ontology annotation, cellular component: phosphopantothenoylcysteine decarboxylase complex.